Chrysochloris asiatica (Cape golden mole) is the source of this 1179-nucleotide messenger RNA. RefSeq names its product zinc finger and SCAN domain containing 9 (gene ZSCAN9). The coding region runs from base 1 to 1179 and encodes 392 amino acids. Gene Ontology annotation, molecular function: DNA-binding transcription factor activity, RNA polymerase II-specific; RNA polymerase II cis-regulatory region sequence-specific DNA binding. Lineage: Eukaryota; Metazoa; Chordata; Mammalia; Afrosoricida; Chrysochloridae. The record is from RefSeq and is a predicted model, not a curated record. Gene Ontology annotation, biological process: regulation of transcription by RNA polymerase II. The transcript has 3 exons.
AUGAACACAGAUAUGAGGGAGGUUUUAUCCCUGGAUGCUCAAGUUCCUGAGGUGUGGCAAGGGCUUCCAAAAGAGAAAGUGGAUGCAGAAAGCCUCCAAAGACAGGAAUCCAGACUGAAACACAAUAAUCCACUGGCAAGAGAGAUCUUCCGAAGGCGCUUUCGGCAGCUAUGCUACCAGGAGACUCCUGGGCCAAGAGAAGCGCUUAGCCAACUUCAAGAAUUUUGCUGCCAGUGGUUGAGGCCACAUGUGAAUUCCAAGAAACAGAUUUUGGAGCUGCUAGUGCUGGAGCAAUUCCUGACUAUCCUGCCUGAGGAACUCCAGGACUGGGUGAGGGAACAUUGUCCAGAGAGUGGAGAAGAGGUCGUGAUUCUGCUGGAGGAUCUGGAGAGAGAGCUUGAUGAACCACAACAUGAGAUGGUAGUCCACAGACACGAACAAGAAGUCCUCUUUAAAGAGAGAUUGCCUCUAGGAAAGCAGACAUCACAGAACCUUCAGUCCCAACCCAAGGAGCCCCCGCUUACAUGUGACCCUGCUCAAGAGCCCUACCCCAUUGGAGAGACAGAUGGAGUGACCAAGAUUCAGGACAGGAAGUUGGUGCUAAGGAAAGACUGUUCUAAGACUAUGGAAGCAAAGGGGAAAAUGCUUCAUGGACAGUCCUGGGUAUCGUCCCAAUGUACCCAACAUGGAGAAGUUGGUAAACAUAAGGGUCAAACUGAGGGGAAAUGGGGACACCCCUUGCGAGAGGGACAAUACAAAUGUGAUGAAUGUGGGAAGUGCUUUGCUCAGAGCUCAGGUCUCAUUCGACAUCAAAGAAUUCACACUGGAGAAAGACCCUAUGAAUGCAAUGUGUGUGGGAAAACCUUCAGUAGAAGUUCUGGUCUUUUCAAUCAUCGGGGAAUCCACAAUAUACAAAAACGGUACCACUGUAAGGAAUGUGGCAAAGCCUUUAGUCAGAGUGCAGGCCUUAUUCAGCAUCAGAGGAUCCACAAGGGAGAGAAGCCUUAUCGUUGUCCUCAGUGUGAUAAGUGCUAUAGUCGGCGCUCAUUUCUCAUUGAGCACCAGAGAAGCCACACAGGAGAACGACCUCACCAGUGCAAGGAAUGUGGGAAAAGCUUUAAUCGUCACUGUAACCUUAUCCGUCAUCAGAAGAUACACACAGUGACUGAGCUGUUCUAG